This is a messenger RNA of Pleuronectes platessa (European plaice), 1096 nucleotides long. RefSeq names its product coiled-coil domain containing 90B (gene ccdc90b). Gene Ontology annotation, cellular component: mitochondrion. NCBI's taxonomy places the organism in Eukaryota, Metazoa, Chordata, Actinopteri, Pleuronectiformes, Pleuronectidae. The record is from RefSeq and is a predicted model, not a curated record. The transcript has 9 exons. Bases 112 to 825 code for a protein of 237 amino acids.
GGGUGACCUGACCGUCUCCUGUUACGUCACAGUGUUUCCGGUCUGUUCCAGGAUCAGCUGAUCGUCACUUUUCUCACUUUGCUCAAACUUGUAAACACUGCAGCUUCCGGGAUGCACGCGCUGCGGAGGUUCCACCUGUGGGGGUUUCGAACCCGGAGACAUUUCCACUUGACAGCCCCUGCAUUGACCUUUGACCUGAGAAAAGUUGAACUGACGCCUCUGGAGCAGCGAAAGCUCACGUUCGAUUCCCACACCAUGGUGACAGAGCUGGAGCAGAGCGGUUUUGAGAAGCGUCAGGCCGAGCUGAUCGUCUCCGCGCUGGUGACCCUGACCACGGCCAACAUCGACAUCGUGUACAGAGACAUGGUGACCAAGUCCCACCAGGAAAUCGCUCUGCAGCAGAUUGUGGCUCAUCUGGACUCCAUCAGGAAGGACAUGGUGAUCCUGGAGAAGAGCGAGUUCGCCAACCUGCGCUCUGAAAACAUGAAAAUGAAGCGCGAGCUGGAGCAGCUGUGGAACCGACUGAAGGAGGAGACGCUGAGAGUCCGAGCUGAAACCAAACUGGACAUCAACCUGGAGAGCAGCAGGAUGUCUGACAUGUUCACUGAACAGGAGAAGAAACUGAUGGAGACGACGUCAGAGUUCCACCACAAGAAAGUUGACCUGGAAAACGACAACAUGGAGAUCAACAAGAAGAUCGACCUGCAGGUGGCGUCACUCAAAACUCUGCUGGAGUCUCUGAAGCUGGAGACGGUCACCUACCUGGCAGCGACCGUGUUCUCGUGUCUCGCCCUCGCGCUCGGCUUUUACAGACUGUGGAGGUGAAGACCUGGAGCUGGUUUAAUAAAGUGAAAGUACGCAAGCACUCUCAGCUUCAUGUACUUUUAUUUAUAGUGAAGUAUUUUUUCACAAUAUUUUUUAUUAAAUGUACAUCACUAUUUUUUAGAGGAAAAUGAUUUGCAUUUCUUUUAGCUAGAUUAGACUCUGAAUUUACUCUUUGGCAAAGACAAGGCAUUUACAGAUUUAAAGAUAUGUAUAUAAACAGUAUUUUUGCCAGCUUUGAUAACUUAUCACAUAAAUGUGGCCUCCCUCGGUC